UUGAUAUGUAUAAACGAGUCUAGAGAGAGAGGGUUGAGUGAAUUUGUCUUUGCAGAGGAUCAGUUUGGUUUCUCUCUCUAGAUCUCCAUCAUCAAUGGGAGGCCCCUCAGUGAAAGAGCAAUUGGGUGAGCUGGACCAGGCUUCCUUUCUCUCUCUACUCUCUAAAAUCAUUGGAGAAGCAAGGCAUGUCCAGAACAACCCACCUGAGCUCAUCCCCAAAGAGGACAGGGUAGCAAGGCAUGUGCUUGAGGUUCUCUCUCCUCUCUCUACUGAGAAUGGUGGCCCUCUGCUUGUGAGGCAUGUGAGCUAUGUGGAGGGGAGGGGGAAUGUGAUUGUUGAGUACCCAGGGACUGAACCAGAUAGGGUUUUCUCAUUUGUGGGGUGCCACAUGGAUGUUGUCACUGCUAAUCCUGAGGAUUGGGACUUUGAUCCUUUCUCUUUGAGCAUCGAUGGCGAUAAAUUACGUGGUCGGGGAACCACUGAUUGUUUGGGGCAUGUAGCUCUUGUGACAAGCCUUAUGCAGAGAUUAGGGCAAGAAAAGCCUAAGCUGAAGUCAACUGUUGUUGCUGUGUUCAUUGCUAAUGAAGAGAAUUCUUCAGUGUUGGGGGUUGGUGUUGAUGCGCUUGUUAAAGAUGGCCUACUUGAUAAGCUCAAAACUGGUCCACUGUUUUGGAUAGAUACAGCUGAUAAACAACCUUGCAUUGGAACUGGAGGAAUGAUUGCAUGGAAACUUCGAUCAACGGGGAAGCUUUUCCAUAGUGGUCUCCCACACAAGGCUGUGAAUCCUCUGGAAUUAGCUAUGGAAGCAUUCAAGGAGAUCCAAUUAAGAUUUUAUAGAGACUUCCCUCCACAUCCUCAAGAAAAGGUUUAUGGGUUUGCCACUCCAUCAACCAUGAAGCCAACACAAUGGAGUUACCCUGGAGGUGGCAUUAAUCAGAUUCCAGCUGAGUGUACAAUUUCAGGGGAUGUCAGGCUGACUCCAUUUUACGACACCACAGAUGUGGUGAAAAGAUUACAGGAAUAUGUUGAUGACAUUAAUAAGAACAUAGAGAAGCUGGACACACGUGGGCCGGUGUCAAAAUACGUCCUGCCUGACGAAAAUCUGAGAGGAAGGCUUACAAUGACUUUCGAUGAGGCAAUAAUGUCUGGGGUUGCUUGUGAUCUGAAUUCUCGUGGCUUUCACGUAUUAUGCAAAGCAACUGAAGAAGUUGUAGGCCAUGUAAAGCCCUACUCAAUUACAGGGAGUCUUCCAUUGAUUCGAGAAUUACAGGAUGAAGGAUUUGAUGUCCAAACUGCAGGAUAUGGGUUGAUGGCCACAUACCAUGCAAAGAAUGAGUACUGCUUGCUCUCAGAUAUGUGCCAAGGUUUCCAAGUUUUUACAAAUAUCAUAACCCAACUGGAAGAUGACAAUUAGUCACCAUGACUUCUACUAAUCAGGACUCUUGAAUAAAUUAUACACGCGUGACUGCUAUUUUCCCUUUGCAGUCAAGAUUGUAAAUGAACUUUGAAAUAAUACCCCUUGUUUAUUUUUGCUUGAUAAGCCUCCCUCUCUCUCUCUGGUUCCCAGUUGUGGUUGUAGAACUGUAAUCAAUCAAUCAGUCUUAAUGAAUCAUGCAUAUGCAAAAGGAAUUGUAAGG
Amborella trichopoda is the source of this 1637-nucleotide messenger RNA. Its product is annotated as Peptidase M20/M25/M40 family protein. Gene Ontology annotation, molecular function: hydrolase activity. The record is from RefSeq and is a predicted model, not a curated record. NCBI's taxonomy places the organism in Eukaryota, Viridiplantae, Streptophyta, Magnoliopsida, Amborellales, Amborellaceae.